UGGUCUGUGUACGAUCAGCUAGGAGGUUUUCGGUCAAGCUUGCACUCAAUAGUGAAUAAUUGUUAAUAUUAAAAUUUGCAACGGGAUAAAUCGAAUCUUUCAUGAUGAGAGCUUUUGUUUUAGGAUCCGUUCUGCUGUUGGCUUCGGCCUGUUCCGCUUCGCAUUGGGGUCAUGACUCCCCAGCAACUCACUGGGAUCAUUACGCUUCAGGACAUAAUACAUGGCACGGACCACAGCACUACCCGGUCAUCGUGAAGGGUGUCCCAGUUGAAACCCCAGAGGUACAACACGCCAAAGCCGCUCAUACUGCUGCUCAUGCUAAGGUUGCGAAAUAUGACCAAUACACACCGAUUCAUGAGUCCACUAAUCAUCACGCCAAGAGUUUCUACAGCUCUCAACACGUGCCAGUGAUCAAGAAUGGAGUACCGGUCGAAACACCCGAAGUUCAACACGCCAAGGCCCUUCAUGCUGCAGCCCACGCCAAGGCAGCAAAGUACGACACAUACGCACCGGUUCAUGGGGAUUACUACGGCAGAAGCUAUGGCUUAUGGCACGAUUUUCCAGCAAUCAAGAAUGGAUUCCCAGUUGAAACACCGGAGGUUCAACAUGCCAAGGCUGCCCACUUUGCGGCUCAUCUGGAAGCAAAGGCACGACUUCACAAGCGCUCAGCUUACUCGGCACCACUGGUUCAUGUUCCACUUGACACACCGGAAGUAGCCGCUGCCAAGGCAGCCCAUUUUGCCGCCCAUGCUGCCGCCAAAACCGGUCAUGGUUCUCCAGCAGCUCAUUGGGAUCAUUACGCUCCCGAACAGAGGGCUUGGCAUGGACCUCUGCACUAUCCGGUUAUUGUCAAAGGUGUUCCAGUCGAGACCCCAGAAGUACAGCAUGCCAAGGCCACUCAUGCCGCUGCCUAUGCUAAGGUUGCAUCCACCGACCGAUACAUUCCGAUCCAUGAGGAUCAGUACGCCAGAAACUAUGACUCCUGGCAUGGGUCCCAAUACGUUCCGGUUGUGAUCAAGAAUGGAGUUCCCGUCGAGACGCCGGAGGUUCAGCAUGCCAAAGCUGUUUUCCUGAGGGCCCACGCCUCUGCCAGUGUCCAUUCGAGAUCCUACGGUCACGAUGACGAUGAUGGUUCCUACAAGCCCGAGUUGUAUGAUCGUGUCUACUGAACAGCCAAUGAUCCUCACCGUCCUUCGACUAUUAAUCAUCUUUUGAGUGCAAAAACGACUAACGCUGUCCCAAUGAAAGAAGAGUUUUUCCACAAAAAGAUAUUGUUUGUGGAAAUAGCUUCUGAAAUGAUGCUUCUCUGAAAUCAAAUACCAAUACAGAACU
Messenger RNA from Toxorhynchites rutilus septentrionalis, 1332 nucleotides. RefSeq names its product pupal cuticle protein-like. The transcript has 2 exons. The coding region runs from base 102 to 1169 and encodes 355 amino acids. The record is from RefSeq and is a predicted model, not a curated record. NCBI's taxonomy places the organism in Eukaryota, Metazoa, Arthropoda, Insecta, Diptera, Culicidae.